Oncorhynchus tshawytscha (Chinook salmon) is the source of this 1320-nucleotide messenger RNA. Its product is annotated as TCF3 fusion partner homolog. The transcript has 7 exons. Gene Ontology annotation, cellular component: Ino80 complex. Gene Ontology annotation, biological process: apoptotic signaling pathway; apoptotic process; positive regulation of apoptotic process. Gene Ontology annotation, molecular function: DNA binding. NCBI's taxonomy places the organism in Eukaryota, Metazoa, Chordata, Actinopteri, Salmoniformes, Salmonidae. Bases 227 to 844 code for a protein of 205 amino acids. The record is from RefSeq and is a predicted model, not a curated record.
GCUGCGCAUGUUAGAUGCGUUUCAGUAACGUCGUUAGCAAGUUAGGCUAACAUUAGCUAGUCGAAUGUGUUGUCAUCUCGGUUUAAUCGUUUUCAAGAGAGGCUCAUGUUAACGAGUUGUGAUUUCGUUAACCAAAUCAAAACUCAAGUCACCUAAAUGUAGUUUUAUUUGGAGUUGAGGACGGUGUAGCUUAUUUGUUAACGCUGUCUGCAAGCAAAUAGUUAUUAUGAUGAUGGAGGAUUUCUCCGGCCUGGCCCUGCCUCCUCUCUUUGGGGGCCACAUCCUGGAAGCAGAGCUGGAGCCAGGUGGGGUGGAACUGGGCCCAGGGGAGGUAGAGCUUGGCCCUGGGGUCAGUGAGUUGCUAGAGGGUAGAGGUCAAGGGUCAGGAGCAAGGCCAGAGCAGCAGGAGGAGAGGAGAGAAUUGGAGAAGAGGAAGUACCUGGCUUUGAUCAAGAGGUGUAAGGAGAUCGAACAGGUGAAUGAGAAGAUCCUUGGUCGCCUUCACCAGGUACAAAGACUAACACGUCACAUGAAGAAAGAGCGAAGGUUCCUAAUGAAGACCCUCGAUGCCCAUGGAGAUGACUAUAGAAAUGCACAGCUCACCAUAUCGCUUGAGGAAGAGUCUGGUACCCAUUUAGACAUUGGCCCUGGAGCAGAAGAUGAUCGGCUGAAUGACCUCCCUAGCUCCUCCCCCUCUGUCCCUUUCCAAUCCACAGUGGGAUCCAAGAAGAAGAGGCAUCGAGUUCUAAAACAGGAGAAAGACCCACAGACUGACGCAGACAUCUCCAUGUUGGCAGAGACGCAGUUCAGUGACUUUCCCAGUCCAACCACUUUGUCUCACUGACCAGGGGAAUGGCCGGCUGCUAGUGGGAGGAGAAUUGAGGCAGCAUUCUGUUGCUUGGACUCCCACUUCCCCAGACGUGAUGUCACUGAAACGCAUACAGCCAGAGCUCUUUGUGAUGUUCUGAAAGUUGUAUUGGCCUUGAGUGCUGAAAUGAUGGAAUAGGAUGAAGCUACACCUGAUCUAAGGUUCUACUAUGCGGAUGCUGUCUACAGAACCUUGCAGAUAGAAAUGAAAAACGUAGUGGAUAUGAUUAUCAUUUAAGCACAACUAUGAUCUGUGGAAAUGGCUGAAGGUCUUGACCAUGGUAAUCCACCCAUUCUGAUCGAGUAGAGAAUGGAUGGUCCGGUCCUUGCGGAAGUUACAUUGACAGUACAUGUAUUGAUGUGAACCUUUUAUCAGGAUACUCUGAACAUGUUUUAUGAUUGUUUGUCGACUUGAUGCCUACUAAAUGUUCCGUAUAAAAUGUUUAUUCAGAA